AUGGAGUGUUCGGCAACUUGUGGACCAGGUUGGAGGCGCAGAACUCUGUCUUGUGGUACUCGGUAUUGCGAGGAAAAAUUGAAGCCAAAAGUUUAUGAACAAUGUAAUCUUCGCGACUGUGCAGUACCAAGUUUUCGUAAUACAUGGAAAACAUCUGGAUGGUCUCGGUGUACUGUAACUUGCGGUGGCGGUACGCAACGGCGGGAUGUAUGGUGCGAAGACGGGAGGAGUAAAAGCAGAAUUUCUGACACUGAAUGUACAAAGUUUGGGAAACCAGAACCGGUAAGAAAAUGUGCAUCGAUAUCAUGCACAAAUGGAUCUGCUUUACGGUAUCGUUGGGAAUCUGGCCAGUGGACAUCGUCGGUACGUUCUCCUACAGUUGAAAGAGAUCAAGCCCAUUAUCACAUCAAAAAACGCAGGCGAUACAGGGCGUAA
This is a messenger RNA of Enterobius vermicularis (human pinworm), 435 nucleotides long. The record is from the annotation of a GenBank genome assembly. NCBI's taxonomy places the organism in Eukaryota, Metazoa, Nematoda, Chromadorea, Rhabditida, Oxyuridae.